UUCCUUCUUUCUUUUCUAUUACUAUAGGAUGGAGGACGAGGCAGUGCUGGAUAGAGGGGCUUCCUUCCUCAAACAUGUAUGUGACGAAGAAGAGGUGGAAGGUCAUCACACUAUUUACAUUGGGGUCCAUGUGCCGAAGAGCUAUAGGAGAAGGCGGCGUCACAGAAGAAGACCUGGGCACAAAGAAAAGAAAGAAAAGGAGAAAAUCUCUGAGAACUACUCCGACAAAUCAGACGUAGAAAAUGCUGAUGAGACGAGCAGCAGCAUCCUUAAACCUCUCAUCUCCCCCGCUGCCGAACGCAUCCGCUUCAUUCUCGGGGAGGAGGAUGACAGCCCGGCACCCCCGCAGCUUUUCACGGAGCUGGAUGAGCUCCUGGCCGUCGACGGGCAAGAGAUGGAGUGGAAGGAGACCGCGAGGUGGAUAAAGUUUGAAGAGAAGGUGGAACAAGGUGGGGAGAGAUGGAGUAAACCUCAUGUGGCCACGUUGUCCCUGCACAGCUUGUUUGAGCUAAGGACGUGCAUAGAGAAAGGCUCCAUAAUGCUGGAUAUGGAGGCCUCUUCUCUACCUCAGGUGGUGGAAAUGAUUGUGGACAACCAGAUCGAGACGGGCCUUCUGAAGCAGGACAUGAAGGACAAGGUCACCUACACGCUGCUCAGGAAGCACCGGCACCAGACCAAGAAGUCCAACCUGCGCUCCCUGGCCGACAUCGGGAAGACCGUCUCCAGUGCAAGUAGGAUGUUUACCAACCCCGAUAACGGCAGCCCAGCCAUGGCUCACCGGAACCUGACCUCCUCCAGCCUCUAAGACAUCUCCGACAAGCCCGAGAAGGACCAGCUGAAGAAUAAAUUUAUGAAGAAAUUGCCUCGUGAUGCAGAGGCCUCCAACGUGCUGGUCGGGGAGGUUGACUUCUUGGAAAGCCCUUUCAUUGCCUUCGUGCGGCUGCAGCAGGCAGUGAUGCUGGGGGCUCUGACCGAAGUCCCCGUACCUACCCGAUUUCUGUUCAUUCUACUGGGACCUAAGGGCAAAGCCAAGUCCUAUCAUGAGAUCGGCCGAGCCAUCGCCACUCUGAUGUCUGAUGAGGUCUUCCAUGACAUUGCCUACAAAGCCAAAGACCGGCAGGACCUGAUUGCUGGGAUCGAUGAGUUUCUGGAUGAAGUCAUUGUGCUCCCUCCUGGGGAAUGGGAUCCGGCCAUUCGGAUAGAGCCACCCAAGUCUCUGCCUUCCUCAGAUAAAAGGAAAAACAUGUAUUCCGGGGGAGAAAACGUCCAGAUGAACGGAGACACCCCUCAUGAUGGAGGACACGGAGGUGGGGGCCACGGCGACUGCGAAGAACUGCAGCGAACGGGCAGAUUCUGUGGUGGCUUAAUCAAAGACAUAAAGAGGAAAGCACCCUUCUUUGCCAGUGACUUCUACGAUGCUUUAAACAUUCAAGCCCUUUCAGCCAUUCUUUUCAUCUACCUGGCCACAGUGACCAAUGCUAUCACGUUUGGAGGACUGCUUGGGGAUGCUACAGAGAACAUGCAGGGGGUCCUGGAGAGCUUUCUGGGCACAGCGGUGACCGGAGCGAUUUUUUGCCUUUUUGCUGGCCAGCCACUCACCAUUUUGAGCAGCACAGGACCCGUCCUUGUCUUUGAGAGGCUUCUCUUUAAUUUUAGCAAAGACAACGAUUUUGACUACCUGGAGUUUCGCCUCUGGAUUGGUCUCUGGUCAGCCUUCCAGUGUCUCGUUCUGGUUGCUACUGAUGCCAGCUUUCUGGUGAAAUACUUCACCCGCUUCACCGAGGAAGGCUUCUCCUCCCUCAUCAGCUUCAUCUUCAUUUACGAUGCUUUCAAGAAGAUGAUCAAGCUGGCAGAUUAUUACCCAAUCAACUCCCACUUCAAAGUGGACUAUAUCACACAUUACUCUUGUGCCUGCGAACCUUUAGAUCCAGUUAAUAGUUCGUUAUUUAAUGGGACAAGCGUGCUGUCAGUUGAGGGGCUGCCCUACUCCUCCACUGGGAUGUACAACAGCACCCCGGACUGGGCGUCCCUGACCAAGAAGGAGUGCCUGAAGUACGGAGGACAGCUUGUGGGCAACAACUGCAAAUACGUCCCCGACAUCACCCUCAUGUCUUUCAUCCUCUUCUUUGGCACCUACACCUGCUCCAUGGCCCUGAAGAAGUUCAAGACCAGUCGCUAUUUUCCCACCACUGCCAGGAAGCUCAUCAGUGACUUUGCCAUUAUCCUGUCCAUUUUGAUUUUCUGUGGAAUAGAUGCCCUGGUGGGUGUGGACACCCCAAAACUAAUUGUGCCAAGUGAAUUCAAGCCAACCAGUCCCGAGAGGGGCUGGUUUAUCCCACCUUUCGGAGGGAACCCGUGGUGGGUGUACCUCGCUGCAGCCAUCCCUGCACUGCUGGUGACCAUCCUCAUCUUCAUGGACCAGCAAAUCACAGCUGUCAUCGUCAACAGGAAAGAACACAAGCUCAAGAAAGGUGCUGGGUAUCAUCUGGAUCUGUUCUGGGUGGCCAUCCUCAUGAUUGUCUGCUCCUUCAUGGGUCUUCCCUGGUAUGUUGCUGCUACUGUCAUCUCCAUUGCCCAUAUCGACAGCUUGAAGAUGGAGACGGAAACUUCAGCUCCUGGAGAACAGCCCAAGUUUUUGGGAGUGAGGGAGCAGAGAGUCACUGGAUUCAUUGUUUUCAUUCUGACCGGGGUGUCCGUGUUCAUGGCUCCUAUCUUAAAGUUUAUUCCUAUGCCUGUGCUGUACGGCGUCUUCCUCUACAUGGGCGUUGCGUCGCUCAACGGCGUGCAGUUCAUGGAUCGUCUGAAGCUGCUCUUGAUGCCUCUAAAACAUCAGCCUGACUUUAUCUAUCUGCGUCACGUCCCACUGCGCAGGGUCCAUCUGUUCACGUUCCUGCAGGUGGUGUGUUUGGCCCUCCUCUGGAUUCUCAAGUCAACUGUGGCUGCUAUAAUAUUCCCUGUCAUGAUCCUGGCACUUGUAGCAGUCAGAAAAGCCAUGGACUACCUCUUCUCCCAGCACGACCUCAGCUUCCUUGAUGACGUCAUUCCAGAAAAGGACAAGAAAAAGAAAGAGGAUGAGAAGAAAAAGAAGAAGAAGAAAGGCAGUCUGGACAGCGACAACGAUGAUUCUGACUGCCCCUACUCAGAAAAAGUCCCAAGUAUUAAAAUACCAAUGGACAUCAUGGAGCAGGAACCUUUCCUAAGUGAUAGCAAACCUGCCGACAGAGAAAAAUCACCAACAUUCCUUGAACGCCAUACGUCAUGCUGAAAAAAUUCCUUUUCUUCAGUCACACACCAUGCCAAGCCCUCCACGAACUCCAGUAAAAGUUGUGCCUCAAAUUAGAAUAGAACUUGAGCCUGAAGACGGCCGUUAUUUCUGGAGGAGCAAGGGAACAGAAACUACUUUGUAAUUUGUCUGUCUGUUAAAUCUUACGUGGAUUUUUUUUUUUUUUUUUUUUUGUCGCUAGCCAAAUAUUACGAAACGCUCUCGGCUUCCCACCUGCGUAGGCAAAUGAGACGUUCUGCACUUCUCCCUCCACCCGUGGCC
This is a messenger RNA of Tinamus guttatus (white-throated tinamou), 3544 nucleotides long. The record is from RefSeq and is a predicted model, not a curated record. NCBI's taxonomy places the organism in Eukaryota, Metazoa, Chordata, Aves, Tinamiformes, Tinamidae.